GUCCGGAAAAGUAGAUUACUAUUGGCCAAGAAUUGUAAACAAAAACAUCGCUAUGAGAGGCCAAUCCGUGAAAACUGCCCUGAAAACUGACGACUGCACUUGAAAUUAUAUACACUUUCAAAAUUAAGAGUGCCAACAAUUGGAACGGACAAGAUGAGGGUGACAUUCUGUACGGAUAUGGACAAGUCCGUUAUAGUUUACAACUUUGAAAAAAGAGGCUGGACUCAAGUUGGUCCAGAAGAUGAUUGGAAUUUUUACUGGGCUGUCACCCAAUCAUGCCGAACUAUUUUUAGCGUGGAAACUGGCUACAGAAUGAGUGAUAAUCAAACCAUCAACCACUUUCCCAAUCACUAUGAACUAACACGCAAAGAUUUACUGGUGAAAAACAUAAAAAGAUACCGAAAAGACUUGGAGAGAGAAGGAAGCCUGCUCGCUGAGAGAGGAGACGGACCAGGAAAAUAUCUUCACCUCGAUUUUAUACCAGUUACAUUUGUACUACCAGCAGAUUAUAAUAUGUUUGUGGAAGAAUAUCGCAAGUCUCCACAAAGUACUUGGAUAAUGAAACCAUGUGGUAAAUCACAGGGGGCUGGAAUAUUCCUUAUAAACAAAUUGAGUAAAUUGAAGCGAUGGUCUCGUGAAGCUAGAAAUCCAUUCAACCCCAACCUUACUAAAGAAUCAUACGUUAUUUCCAGGUAUAUCGACAAUCCACUCUUAAUUGGGGGGAAGAAAUUCGAUCUUCGGUUGUAUGUGCUAAUCACUUCAUUUCGACCCCUAAAGGCAUAUCUUUUCAAGCUUGGAUUCUGUCGAUUUUGCACAGUAAAAUACGAUACUAGUAUUCAAGAACUUGACAAUAUGUAUGUUCAUCUGACAAACGUGUCUGUACAAAAACAUGGAGAUGAAUACAAUAGCUUACAUGGUGGGAAAAUGAGUGUACAAAACUUGAGAUUGUACUUAGAAAGUACUCGAGGAAAGUCUGUGACAGAAAAACUUUUUGCUAAUAUUUCUUGGUGUAUCGUACACUCUUUAAAAGCUGUUGCUCCGGUAAUGGCAAACGAUCGACACUGCUUUGAGUGCUAUGGCUAUGAUAUUAUCAUUGACAAUAAACUAAAGCCAUGGUUAAUAGAGGUUAACGCAUCACCAUCUUUAACUUCCACUACGGUGAACGAUCGAAUUCUAAAGUACAAAUUGAUUGACAACAUUAUAUCAGUAGUCGUUCCUCCCGACGGUGUACCUGACGUCAGAUGGAAUAAGUGUCCGUCGCCUGAAGCUAUGGGGAAUUUUGAGUUACUCCUGGAUGAAGAAUUAGCAGCCCAGGACGAGAGAGACAACCCUACAGGAAAAUUUCGAAAUCAAUCAAACAAAUGGAAAUAAAGUAUUACAUAAGGGAAUUGGAUUCGUUUGCAAAACAGUUGUAGCUGAACCUCACUUCUUAUUUCUUUGGAUAAUAAAGCAGAUAUUCAUAUUUUCAUUAUUAUUAAUAUUACUAUUACUGAAUCUACUUGUAACGUACUUUGGUAAAUAGUAUUGCCGCUAAUGCGGCAAAUGUUGAACGGUGAAUUAAUUACAAACAAACGCAUUUGAAAUACACUUAACGAAUUGUUGAAUUGAUUCAGAAUUCUAAUUCUGCUUCCCUACUUAGAAUGAAUGCUGAUAAUAAUUAGCAAUACUAUGAUUUAAAAUACAUUAACAAAAGUUUUAUUUAUUAUCUUUAUAUUCUUAUAAAUAUUUUAGUUAUAAUGAUGUGAUGCGAUGAUGGCAAACAUACAAAAUAUAGGUCAUAAUUUCAGUCUUGAAUACUAAACGAGAAUAAAAAUUGAAUCAGAAAUCUUGCUCAAAAUACUACCAGUGGAA
Molecule: messenger RNA, 1851 nt
Organism: Neodiprion fabricii
Lineage: Eukaryota; Metazoa; Arthropoda; Insecta; Hymenoptera; Diprionidae
Gene: TTLL1B
Product: polyglutamylase complex subunit TTLL1
Exons: 9
Coding region: 154-1371 (405 amino acids)
Biological process (GO): microtubule cytoskeleton organization; protein polyglutamylation
Cellular component (GO): cilium
Molecular function (GO): tubulin-glutamic acid ligase activity; tubulin binding
Source: RefSeq, a predicted model, not a curated record